Messenger RNA from Sinocyclocheilus grahami, 1402 nucleotides. Its product is annotated as methyl-CpG-binding domain protein 3-like. Gene Ontology annotation, cellular component: nucleus. Gene Ontology annotation, molecular function: methyl-CpG binding. Gene Ontology annotation, biological process: DNA methylation-dependent constitutive heterochromatin formation; negative regulation of transcription by RNA polymerase II. Lineage: Eukaryota; Metazoa; Chordata; Actinopteri; Cypriniformes; Cyprinidae. The annotation marks the transcript as partial. The record is from RefSeq and is a predicted model, not a curated record. The transcript has 5 exons.
CAGAGCAAACCCGACCUGAAUACGUCCCUCCCAGUACGACAGACGGCCUCCAUCUUCAAACAGCCUGUCACAAAAGUCACCAACCACCCCAGCAAUAAGGUUAAAACAGACCCACAGAAGGCCAUUGACCAGCCCAGACAGCUUUUUUGGGAGAAGAAGUUGAGUGGCCUCAAUGCCUUUGACAUAGCAGAGGAGUUGGUGAAAACAAUGGAGCUCCCCAAAGGCUUACAAGGAGUGGGCCCUGGCUGCACAGAUAAGACCCUGUUGUCAGCUAUUGCCAGUGCUCUUCACACCAGUGCGGCUCCCAUCACGGGCCAGCUAUCCGCCGCUGUGGAGAAGAACCCCGGCGUGUGGCUCAACACGACUCAGCCUCUCUGCAAGGCCUUCAUCGUCACAGACGAGGAUAUCAGAAAGCAAGAGGAGCUGGUGUACAGCGUGCGAAAGCGACUGGAGGAGGCUUUGAUGGCCGACAUGUUGGCUCACGUGGACGAAACGACUAGUGAGGGAGAUGCACUCAAACAGGAGGGGAAUUGCAAUGAUGAUAAACAGGAAGUAUAGCAAAGGUCAUUCAAAUGUGUCUGAAUUACCUGCACAUGAGUUUCCCAACACAACCAGACACACCACGAUGAUCUCCCAGCUUCGCUGAAUAUCCAUGUACACCCCUCAGUUGGGAUCUCUCUGAGACUGUUGGCUUGAUUUUCAGGCAUUUUUCCAUUUUAUUGUCAUUAUUUUUUAAUUUUUCAAACAUUUUUCUAAAAGAACAAAAUGUUAGAAAAGUUCAGCAGUUGAACUGCCUUCUGCAUUAAAUGAUUUUUGAGAGGAGGUAUUUGGAUUUGAUAUGAUGACAAUCAAGUCAAUAACACAGUCCUCUAGUUCUGGUGAGUGCUAUACUUUGUCACAGCUGACCUAAACUGAUAAGUUGAUUAUUCUCUGUGACUAAAAAUGUUUAAAGCUCUCUCAAAAAGAGAAAGGUACAUGUUUGUGCAAAAAUAUUGACCUUCUCUCUUAUUUUCACAAUAUUUUACCCUCUUUCUUAAUCAAACUAAGGUGCAAAUCAGUAUUAUGCUGUUUAAAUUCAGUUUCAAUGUGUUAUUCUCAAUGCCAAAUGUUUUACUGGAGAGGCAUUGAUAAACAUAUAAACAGGUAUGGCUUUGUUUGACUUCAAAUGUUAUGUUUUCAACUCAUCUGGUGCUCGUUUUUUCUUUAUAAGCUAUUCAUACUUGACACUGAAUAACAUUUCCACAGUCUGAACCUGAAAUUCAAAUGUGAAUGGGGAUUCAUAAAAUGUGACGCGCGAUUCAUAUAAAGUGAUGUGUAAACAUCAUCCUGUGAUAAGCAACUUAAUUAAACGUGUUAAAAAAAAUGUUUUUUUAAAAAAUGUUUUGUUCAUAGCCCACAGCAG